AUGUCGCCGUCGAAGCAAAUGAAGCUCACUGAGCCGUUCCGACAGGAGAGAAAGGACCGCCACAAUGCGCAACAAGAUGGCGCCAACUCGGCCACAGAAUCUCCGAUGUCGGAAGGCACUUUAGAGCCUGAUCUCACCCCAGACACAUUAAGGGACAAACCUGUGACCAAAAAAAAGCAUAUAUAAAAUAUACCUUAGAACAUUAAUCCAAAAGGACUUCCAGCAGAUUACUACCUCCAUCCACAAAGAUAUCGCAGAUUUGGGUGAGAGGACCAACCACCUUGAAAAUAAAACUGAAGACUUGUGUAGUGCCCAUAACGAGGUGGCAGACCGAAUACAGAGAUUAGAAGAACAUGCCAUGAUGAAAAGCAAACUAGCUGACAUUGAAGACAGGUCACAUCAGAAUAAUGUCCGCUUUCACGAUAUUGCAGACUCUGUCACUGCAGACCAACUCCCAGUCUACAUCAAAGCACUAUAUGCCAUUCGCUUGUACCAGAGUUAGAAGUCACAGCGUGGAUGCUAGAUAGAGUGCAUCGCCGGCCAAGACCUGCCCACUUUACUGCUGCCACACUGAGAGAUGUAGUGGCACACUCCCACUAUUAUAACUCAAAGGAAGCCCUAUUAAACAACACCAGGAAGUAGCAAGAGCUACCAGAGCCGUACCAUAAUCUGAAUCUCUUCGUAGACCUGUCAGCCUCAACAAUGGCCCAGAUGAGAGAGUUUCUUACUACAACAAAGACCCUCCACAACCACAAAAUCCCAACGAAGCUAUGGCGGAAUGGCUCCCUGCACACAGUUUUGGAACCAGAGGUAGGCCUCAGCAAAAUAAAGGCGUGGGGCCUGUGGAUGAAUCCUUAAGCUGUGUCGCCAGCACAAGCAUCCUCAUCCAGGGUACUGCCAGAAUGGUCCACGGUAGGAUCACAGAAACUGA
Messenger RNA from Pelobates cultripes (western spadefoot toad), 931 nucleotides. NCBI's taxonomy places the organism in Eukaryota, Metazoa, Chordata, Amphibia, Anura, Pelobatidae. The record is from the annotation of a GenBank genome assembly.